Sipha flava (yellow sugarcane aphid) is the source of this 2802-nucleotide messenger RNA. RefSeq lists its product as uncharacterized. NCBI's taxonomy places the organism in Eukaryota, Metazoa, Arthropoda, Insecta, Hemiptera, Aphididae. The coding region runs from base 1 to 2802 and encodes 933 amino acids. The record is from RefSeq and is a predicted model, not a curated record. The transcript has 5 exons.
AUGUCUACUAUUGAACGAAUUGCGAUCAACUAUUCCAACUAUACGUUUAUUAUUUGUGGUGACUUUAACCUUCCUGGAAUUUCUUGGUCAAAUGAUGUUAAUGGCCUCGUAUAUUCAUCUACACUUGGUAAUAAAAUUGAUUGCGUCCCAGAAACUUUUGCAGCUCUUAACUUCUUUCAAUGCCAGCCAGUCUGUGAUCCGGUAGUUCCCGAGGAUCCUUACCAUCCAGCGUUAUGUAUAGAUUACCAUGCUAUUAUUAAGUUGCCAGUCUUCAAUUCUUCUCACUCUUAUCAUAACUUCAUUAAGGCUGAUUAUUUUCAUAUAUCUCAAUUUUUACUUUCUUUUAACUGGAAAACCACUUUUUCAUUCCUAGACGUAAACUCCGCCGUGUACACCUUUUAUGAUGCCAUACACUAUUCUCUUCUUAACUAUGUACCUAUAGUCAAUUUCAAUACUUCUAACUUCCCGUCAUGGUUCUCAAAAGAUUUAAUUGACUUAGUCUUUCAAAAAAGAAAAGCUCAUGCUUCCUUCAAGGCAACAAAAAAACCUGACGACUACGAUAAAUUUUCUCUUCUUCGUUCAAAGUAUAAAUUCUUAUCUAGAAUUUGCUAUAAACAGUACAUUAAAUAUGCAGAAAAUAAUAUUUGUUCCGAUCCGAAAGAAUUUUGGAAUUUUGUUAGGAAAAAUAAAUCCAGUCAUAAUCUUCCUAAAUCUGUUAGCCUAAAUCGUGUCUUUAGUAAUAACGAUAAGGAUGUAGCCGAUCUAUUUUCGAAGCUUUUUGAUUCUGUGUAUACUCUUCCUAACGUUACCAACAAUUCUUAUACAUCUCCUCACUUACCUUUUGAUCUUCCUAGCAAUUGUAAUUUUAAUGUCAACAAUGUUGAAGCUGGUUUAGCUAAAUUACGUGGUGUUAAAUCAGUAGGACCUGAUGGCUUGUUUGGUGAUUUCUUGUUUACUCUAAAAUCGGUCCUUUGUUAUCCAUUAUGGCUGUUAUUUCGCAAAUCGCUCGACUCCGGAGUUUUUCCAGAAUAUCUUAAACUAAACGCUGUAAUACCUAUCUUUAAAAAUGGCGAUACAUCUGACGUUGUUAAUUAUAGACCAAUUGCAAUUUUAAGUCAUAUAGGAAAAUUAUUUGAGUCAUUAGUGUUUAAUAGUAUUCAAAGAGCUACUAAUGCAACUUUAAUCGACGAACAGCAUGGUUUUCGCCCUGGCCGUUCCGCAGUUACCUGCAAUCUUGUAUUUUCUAAUUAUAUAUUCAGUGCCUUAAAUAUGAAUUCUCAAGUCGAUGUAGUUUACACUGAUUUUGCUAAAGCGUUCGAUAGGGUUGACCAUUCAAUUUUGGGGAAAGUACUCGAGAACUCAGGAUUUGGUGAGCCUUUAUUGUCUUGGUUCAACUCAUAUCUUAGUAACCGAAAGCAAUUUGUCAAGGUAUUUGGGAUAAAAUCUGAUAUAACUAAUGUACCAUCAGGUGUACCUCAGGGAGGUCAUUUGUCACCUAUGCUAUUUGCGUUAUUCAUUAAUAAUAUAAAACACGUUAUUCAUAACAGCAAAUUUCUUCUGUUUGCCGACGAUCUGAAACUAUUUUUAAAGAUAGAUUCGAUUAACGAUUGUCUGCUUCUACAAGAAGAUCUUAAUGCAGUAGUUAACUGGGCUACUAACAUGGGCCUUGAGUUUAAUGUCGUCAAAUGUCACUCGAUGUCAUUCUAUAGGACACGCACUCCUAUCACAUUCACCUACUUUAUGAACGAUUUUCCUCUGAUACAUUCAGAUAAUACUGUCACAGAUUUAGGAAUUGUAUUUGAUCGUGAGUUAAAUUUUCAUUCGCACAUAGAAAAUUCCUGCUGUAAAGCUCUAAAAAUUCUUGGGUUUCUUAGACGUAUAUGUAGUGAAUUCAAGUUAAUGACUCCUUUAAAAUUAUUGUACUGUGCAUAUGUUAGGUCAGUGUUAGAGUAUGGCGCUGUCAUAUGGGAUCCACACACGCUUGGCCUGAGUUCUUUAGCUGACAGGAGAACAUUGGCCAAUUUGAGAUUUUUAUCAAAAUUAUUAGAUGGCUUAAUUGAUGCUCCAGAGAUUCUUUCACUGAUCAACUUUAAAAUUCCCUCAUUUAAUGCCCGCCAAACAUACCCUUUUUUUGUGCCUAGGUGUACCACUAACUAUGCGAGUAAUCAACCAAUUAUUAGAAUGAUGGAUAUUGCUAAUAAGGACCCAUCACACUUAUUAAGGAAAACUAACAAGGCGUGGGUGAGGGAUGGAUUUUCUCACUGGAAAAAUGGAUGUAUAAGUAUUAUAUCGCAUGAAACAUCUAUUCCUCAUGUUAUUGCAUCAAUGAAGUUAAAAAUCAGAGAAUCCGUUUUACCUUUAUUGCCAUCAUUUGACCAACAUAGAAAAUCAAAUGACAACAUUCUUUUGUUCCGAGGCCAUAGAGAACAUUGGAAAGAUCAUCUAAGAGGAAACUUUAAAGAUUUAGUUUUAUUACUAUCUGAACACUCUCUUAUUUUAUUAUCUCAUGUUACUAGCCUCAAAACUAAAGGUCGUAAAGAAGAUUCAUUUAUCUCAUGGGAUCGUCAAAAUCUCUUAAUUGAGUCAGUUUCUAAAAACAUAGCAGAAAAAAUAGUAACUGAUAUAAAAGCGUCUCCAAUAUUUAGUAUUUUUAUUGAUUCAACAUUUGAUGUUUCGCAUAAGGAACAAGUAUCAUUCAUAUUAAGAUAUGUCGAUGAGACAGAUGGUAAAGUGAUGGAGACAUUAAUAGCUUUAAAAGAAUCUCCUCAUACAACUGGAGCUGUUUUGGCAGAAUAUACCUAA